GCUGCCCCCACCGCCAUGCGAGCCCUCGCCCCCUCUGUGAUGGCUUCCCUGCCUGAGGACCCCGGACCCGAUCUGGGGAGCAGACGGCCUUUCCUGAGGAUCAACAUUCUGCCUGUGGUGGAGAGAUGCAUGAGCGCCAUGCAGGCGGGGACGCAGAUGGUGAAGCUCCGUGGCGGCUCCAAGGGCCUGGUGCGCUUCUACUUCCUGGACGAGCACCGUUCCUGCAUCCGCUGGCGGCCCUCGCGCAAGAACGAGAAAGCCAAGAUCUCUAUCGACUCCAUCCAGGAGGUGAGUGAGGGCCGACAGUCAGAGAUCUUCCAACGCUACCCGGAUGGCAGCUUCGACCCCAACUGCUGCUUCAGCAUCUACCAUGGCGGCCAGCGUCAGUCCCUGGACCUGGUCUCGCCCAGCGGUGACGAGGCGCGCACCUGGGUCACGGGCCUUCGCUACCUCAUGGCCGGCAUCAGCGACGAGGACAGCCUGGCCCGCCGCCAGCGUACCAGGGACCAGUGGCUGAAGCAGACGUUUGACGAGGCCGACAAGAAUGGGGACGGCAGCCUGAGCAUCAGUGAGGUGCUGCAGCUGCUGCACAAGCUGAACGUGAACUUGCCUCGGCAGAGGGUGAAACAGAUGUUCAAGGAAGCGGACACGGAUGACCACCAGGGCACACUGGGCUUUGAGGAGUUCUGCGCCUUCUACAAGAUGAUGUCCACCCGGCGGGACCUGUACUUACUCAUGCUGACCUACAGCAACCACAAGGGCCCCCUGGACGCCAGCGACCUCCAGCGCUUCCUGGAAGUGGAGCAGAAGAUGAUGGGCGUGACGCUCGAGAGCUGCCAGAACAUUAUCGAGCAGUUUGAGCCCUGCCCCGAAAACAGGAGUAAAGGGAUGCUGGGCAUUGACGGCUUCACUAACUAUGCUCGGAGCCCCACCGGGGACAUCUUCAACCCGGAGCACCACGGCGUGCAUCAGGACAUGACGCAGCCGCUGACCCACUACUUCAUCGCCUCGUCCCACAACACCUACCUCGUGGGCGAUCAGCUCAUGUCCCAGUCACGGGUGGACAUGUACGCCUGGGUCCUGCAGGCUGGCUGCCGCUGUGUGGAGGUGGACUGCUGGGACGGGCCUGACGGGGAGCCCAUCGUGCACCAUGGCUACACUCUGACCUCCAAGAUCCUCUUCAAAGACGUCAUUGAAACCAUCAACAAAUACGCCUUCAUCAAGAAUGAGUACCCAGUGAUCCUGUCCAUCGAGAACCACUGCAGUGUCGUGCAGCAGCAGAAGAUGGCCCAGUAUCUGACCGACAUUCUCGGGGACAAGCUGGACUUAUCGUCAGUGAGCAGUGAGGACGCCACCCAGCUGCCCUCCCCGCAGAUGCUCAAGGGCAAGAUCCUGGUGAAAGGCAAAAAGCUCCCAGCCAACAUCAGCGAUGACGCAGAGGCGGGCGAGGUUUCCGACGAGGACAGCGCAGACGAGAUGGAUGAGGACUGCAAGCUGCUCAACGGGGAUGCCUCCACCAAUCGGAAGCACGUGGAAAACAUCGCCAAGAGGAAACUGGAUUCCCUAAUCAAGGAGUCAAAGAUUCGAGACUGCGAGGACCCCAACGACUUCACUGUGUCCACGUUGGGGAGACCUGGGCACAAGGCCGAGGGCAGAACGGCUGAGGAGGACAAGGAGUCCAGGGAGGACGCCGGGGCCAGCAGACGGAACAACAGGGUCCUCGUGGGCAGCUUCUCCAAGCGCAAGAAAAAGAGCAGCAAGCUGAAGAAGGUGGCCAGCGUGGAAGAGGCGGACGACGACCUGGACUCGCAUGGCAGCCAGGGCCGGGGGGCCACCCGGCAGAGGAAGACCAUGCAGCUGUCACGGGCCCUGUCGGACCUGGUGAAGUACACCAAGUCUGUGGGCUCCCACGACGUGGACACGGAGGUGGCGUCCAGCUGGCAGGUGUCGUCCUUCAGCGAGACCAGGGCCCAGCAGAUCCUGCAGCAGAAGCCGGCGCAGUACCUGCGCUUCAACCAGCACCAGCUGUCGCGCAUCUACCCGUCCUCCUAUCGCGUGGACUCGAGCAACUACAACCCACAGCCCUUCUGGAGUGCUGGCUGCCAGCUGGUUGCCCUGAACUACCAGACGGAGGGGCGGAUGCUGCAACUGAACCGGGCCAAGUUCAGCGCCAACGGCAACUGUGGCUACGUGCUCAAGCCCCCAUGCAUGUGCCACGCCAUCUUCAACCCCAACUCCGAAGACCCCCUGCCUGCGCAGCUCAAGAAGCAGCUGGUGCUUCGGAUCAUCAGUGGGCAGCAGCUCCCUAAGCCCCGGGACUCGAUGCUGGGGGACCGAGGGGAGAUCAUCGACCCCUUCGUGGAGGUGGAAGUCAUUGGGCUCCCCGUGGACUGCUGCAAGGAGCAGACCCGCGUGGUGGACGACAACGGAUUCAACCCCAUGUGGGAGGAGACGCUGGUGUUCACAGUGCACAUGCCCGAGAUCGCCCUGGUGCGCUUCCUUGUCUGGGACCACGACCCCAUCGGGCGAGACUUCAUCGGCCAGAGGACACUGGCCUUCAGCAGCAUGAUGCCAGGCUAUCGGCACGUGUACCUGGAGGGGAUGGAAGAAGCCUCUAUCUUUGUCCACGUGGCCAUCAGUGACAUUAGUGGUAAGGUCAAGCAGGCUCUCGGCCUAAAAGGCCUGUUCCUCCGAGGCCCAAAGCCCGGCUCUCUGGACAGUCAUGCUGCUGGGCGGCCCCUGCCCCGGCCCUCUGUUAGCCAGAGGCUCCUGAGGCGCACAGCCAGCGCCCCGACCAAGAGCCAGAAGCCCAGCGCCAAGGCCUUCCCGGAGCUGGCCCUGGGCACGCAGGACGCGGGCUCCGAAGGGGAGGCCAGCGACGUGGCACCCCCCAGCCCCGGCCCCGCUCCGGAGGCCCUGGCCUGGGAGGAGCCUGGAGGCUGCAGCCCCCGAGACACCUGCCCCUUCUCCAUGCAGAGGUCGGUCUCCCCCCUGUGCAGCCUGGAAACCAUUGCAGAGGAGCCAGCCGUGGGCCUGGGCCCCACCCCUCAGCAGGCUGCCCCGCCCGGCCCCAUCCUGGGAGGGCCGCAGUGCUCGGCAGGACCCAGCGCCAACGCCGGGAGCCCUCCAGGAGCAGCUCGGGGCACCUCCAUGCCCCUGCAUCUCAGGACCAGGAGCCACCAUGGGGACACUGAACUGGCCCCCGAUAGCAGGCAGCGGGCGUGCAAUGGAGGGGAACCUGGUGGGGCAUGCGAUGGGGCCCCCAGCAGCCAGACUGACAGCAGGGGCCGUCCCCAAGCCCUGGGCCAUCUCCCCAUGGUCAGAAGGGCCAAGAGUGAGGGGCAGGUGCCUUCAGAGCCGCUGGGUGGACGACGGCCCCUGGCCGGGCCCUCAGCUGCCAUGUACUUGGACGCCACAGGCGGAGACAGGCUGUGGCAGCGGCUGGAGCCAGGCAGCCAUGGUGACAGCGUGUCCUCGUCCUCUAGCCUGUCAUCCAGCGAUACAGUCAUUGACCUCUCGCUGCCGGGCCUGGGCCUGGGCCUGGGCCGUGACAGCCUCUCGGGGGCCCUAGCUGGACGCCUGCCCCUGAGGCCCUGCUCGGCUUCUGUGACCAAGAGCAAAUCUAACCCCAACCUGCGGGCUGCAGGGCAGUUACCUGCAGCCCCCGAUGAGAUUCGGCCCCGCCACCUAGCCCCUCGGCCACCCUGGGGCUGCCUCCCGCUGGAAGGACUCCAGGACUGCCCCAUGGCCACCAAGUCCAAGAGCCUGGGGGACCUGACUGCCGAGGACUUCGCCCCCCGAGUUGAGAGCCUGGGCAGACGCCUGGGCCGCAGCCUGGGCCCUGCUGGGGAGGGGCCGACGGGCCGGGGCCCUCGGCGGGACCCCCUGACGGAGCAGCUGCGCUGGCUCACGGGGUUCCAGCAGGCCGGAGACAUCACGUCGCCCACCAGCCUGGGCCCCUCCGGGGAAUGGGCGGCAGGGGGCACGGGCUUUUUGAGGCGCUCCUCCUCUCGCAGCCAGAGCCGCGUGCGUGCUAUUGCCAGCCGGGCCCGGCAGGCCCAGGAGCGGCAGCAGCGGCUGCAGGGCCCGAGGGGACCCCCGGAGGAAGAACGGGGGACCCCCGAAGGCGCCUGCUCCGUGGGCCAAGAGGGCUUUGGGGAUGCGCCGGCCCCUUCCAAGAGUGCCGCCAGCCUCCUGCUCAGACUCUGACCGAGCCCCAGAGGUGGGCUGCAGCUGCCCAGCGGCUGGCGGGGUCCAUUGUUAGCUCAGGACACAGAGCAUGCUCGUCCCCAAAGCUGUGUGCCCCUUGGCACUCCUGCCCCUCCUCCUAGGGAGGAAGGGAGCCCAGCCCGCCCCUGGAGCUGGGCAGUGUUCACAAUGUUUGAAGAUAUAUACAUAGAGAGGUAUUUAAAUUUUUAGAGACAAAGUUUCUACUACAUUAAAAUGGUGCCGAGUCCUUCCCCACGUUGUUCCCCUGGUCCUUAGCUGCGUGGGUCCGUGGGGCACAUCUGCUGGCCCUGCCGUGUGCCCCAAGCCGCCCCGGCUGCGAUUGGCUUCUUUUGCUCUGUAUGGGACAUUUUAAACUCUUUGUAAAGCCCUGAACAUUCCAAUAAACACGUUUACGCCUGCUGCA
This is a messenger RNA of Hipposideros armiger (great roundleaf bat), 4633 nucleotides long. It is a transcript of the gene PLCH2, whose product is annotated as phospholipase C eta 2. Gene Ontology annotation, biological process: phosphatidylinositol metabolic process; release of sequestered calcium ion into cytosol; phosphatidylinositol-mediated signaling. The transcript has 22 exons. The record is from RefSeq and is a predicted model, not a curated record. Bases 16 to 4209 code for a protein of 1397 amino acids. Lineage: Eukaryota; Metazoa; Chordata; Mammalia; Chiroptera; Hipposideridae. Gene Ontology annotation, molecular function: calcium ion binding; phosphatidylinositol-4,5-bisphosphate phospholipase C activity.